Messenger RNA from Funneliformis mosseae, 271 nucleotides. NCBI's taxonomy places the organism in Eukaryota, Fungi, Glomeromycota, Glomeromycetes, Glomerales, Glomeraceae. The record is from the annotation of a GenBank genome assembly.
AUGUCCUAUCUUCAAGUUGAAUGGGUACCUGGCCCUUGGGUAUAUGGAAUUAGCCCAACCAAGUAUAAUUAUUAUAUUAGAUCACAGCCAGAGCCAUUGACCAAAGAGGAAGCAAUUAAGAGUUAUUGGACGGAGAUACAUCGUAUACUUGAUGUACAAUUUAAAAAUGAAGUAACCUUACGUGAACAACUUGUGAACAAGCAUAAAAAUUUGGGUAAAGGCGUACCGGUACAAGCCUAUGUUAAGUGGAGAGGUCUUAAUUAUGCAGAUG